Molecule: messenger RNA, 852 nt
Organism: Lactuca sativa (garden lettuce)
Lineage: Eukaryota; Viridiplantae; Streptophyta; Magnoliopsida; Asterales; Asteraceae
Source: RefSeq, a predicted model, not a curated record
UGAAUGGGGGAGGACCACAAUUCGGUUAUUUGGGCCCCCAUGGGCCACGAAAAUGGGGGAAAUUAAGCCCAACUUACUCGGCCUGCUCCAAUGGAAAAUUUCAGUCUCCUAUCAAUAUUGUGAAGUCAAAAUCUGUUCCUAGUCAGCACCUGAAGCCAUUAGACAUCGAAUAUCAUUUUACUGCUAAUGCUACUCUUGUUGACAAUCUCUUCAAUGUUGCGAUGAACUAUGAUGGAAAUGCAGGAGUCUUGAAAUUAAAUGGAAAAAACUAUACCCUCAUACAAAUGCAUUGGCAUUCGCCUUCUGAGCAUCACCUCGAUGGUCUUCAGUAUGCCGCUGAGCUCCAUCUAGUGCACAAGUCCGUUGAUGGCGAAGUAACAGUUAUAGCGGUUCUCUAUCAAUAUGGUCAUCCCGAUCCUCUUCUUACUAAGAUACAAUCUAAACUUGAGAAAUUAGUAAAGGAGGCUCAUAGCUCAACAAACAAACAAGCUCAAGUUGCUCUUGGGGCCAUCACCACGAAGGAAAUUAGGAAACACUCACGCAAGUACUAUCGAUAUGUAGGAUCUUUUUCCACACCUCCAUGUACCGAAGGAGUUAUUUGGCACAUUCUUGGCAAGGUGAAAUCGAUUUCAAAGGAGCAAGUAGCAGAAUUAAAGGCGCCAUUGAUAUGGGAAUGCAAGAGCAACUCAAGACCAGUUCAACCGUUGAAUGGAAGACAAAUAGAGAUGUAUGAUGAUGAGAUGAACCAUGCUUGAGAAAACCUAAACCAAAACAUGUACCAUUUUUGGAUAAAAAACUAUUUGUCCAUGUUUAUUGUGGCUCAAGGUUUUAAUAAGAUGUGAUAUUUAUCUA